Molecule: messenger RNA, 1865 nt
Organism: Babjeviella inositovora NRRL Y-12698
Lineage: Eukaryota; Fungi; Ascomycota; Pichiomycetes; Serinales
Exons: 1
Coding region: 1-1497 (498 amino acids)
Molecular function (GO): oxidoreductase activity; heme binding
Source: RefSeq, a predicted model, not a curated record
AUGUUUGUAGAAGAAAUUGCGACACACAACAGCGCGGAGUCAUGCUGGCUCAUCAUCGACGGCAAGGUGUACGAUCUCACAGACUUCCUAGACGAACACCCGGGCGGAAAAAAAAUCAUCCUCAAACACGCGGGGACCGACGCGACAGCCGAAUUCGACAAAUUCCACCCGCGUGACACACUCAACUUCCUCGCGCCCGAGUGCUGUAUUGGGGAAGUGGAAGACCCUGAGAACUUACCGCAAACCGAGGAGGAAGAGGUUGUGGACGACUCCACGGAAGAAGAGCGGGUGGCGGAGGAGGCGCGCCUCGACCGUAUCGCACACAAGCCAGACCUUUCUAAAAUUAUCAACCUCUACGACUUUGAGGCGGUUGCGCGCACGACGAUGGACCCGAACGGCUUCGCAUACUACUCUUCCGGGACCGAAGACGAAAUCACUCUCCGUGAAAACCACAACGCGUUCAAGCGUGUAUACUUCAAUCCGCGCGUACUAGUGGACGUUACGGACGUCGACCAAACCACAACAAUGCUCGGGAGCCCGGCCGCGACGCCCCUCUACAUCUCUGCCACUGCUAUGGGCAAGAUCGGACACGAGGAUGGCGAAUUAGCGCUUGCACGCGCGGCCGGAACCACUGGAAUUAUCCAGAUGGUUCCGAACUUGGGUCUGUUUGGGUUCGAUGAGAUCGUCGAUGCGGCACAGCCGGACCAACCGCUCUGGUUUCAGCUCUAUGUCAACCGCAACAAGGAGAUUGUAAAGCGCAUCGUCCGGGCUGCUGAGACGCGUGGCGUUAAGGCCUUGUUUGUCACGGUGGACGCGCCACACGUGGGGAAGCGUGAGAAGGACAUGCGCUCCAAGUUUCUCGCGGGAAGAUCGGACUCAGACGACAACGGGAACCACGGGGAUGGAGACAAGAAGACGUCUGCGUUGAUUGAUACCGCAUUGACGUGGAAGGAUGUGGCGUGGUUCCGGUCAAUCACGUCGAUGAAGAUUGUGCUCAAGGGAAUCCAGACGGUUCAGGAUGCGGUGUUGGCAGUGCAACAUCACGCAGAUGGGAUUGUGAUCUCGAACCACGGGGGGAGACAGCUUGAGACGGUGCGCGCGCCGAUUGAGGUGCUCGCGGAUGUCAAUGCUUACUUUAAGCAGCACCCGGAGAUUCUUGCGGGGAAGCAGUUUGAGAUGUUUAUCGACGGUGGGGUGCGCCGUGGGUCGGAUGUGUUGAAAGCGAUCUGUUUGGGUGCUAGGGGCGUGGGUUUGGGCCGUGCGUUGUUGUAUGCAAUGGCGGGGUAUGGCCAGGAGGGAGUUGAGAAGGCAGUAGCGAUUUUGAAGGAUGAGAUUGUUAUGUGUAUGAGAUUAUUGGGAGUUACGUCGUUAAAUCAGUUGGAUGAGUCAUACGUGGAUCUUGCGGCGUUGAAGGGUGGGAGGGGGAGCUCUGGCGGAGCAUUGUUUGACAACGUUUAUGAGCCGAUGGGGGUUGUGAAGUUUAAGGCGAGGUUGUGAGGGAGUAACAAACCAAGGGAGUGAAGCGACCGAAGGGUAGCUAACCAAUGAUUAUGUUUAAUCGUGGCCCCUCAGCUAUUAGCGUUUCCCGUGGAUGUAACCGGUUCGAGGAAGCAAACACUGGUAUUAGUAUUUACAAAGAUUUGGCUGUACGCGCAGCAUUGCUGGUGGUGUCAUUCAAUUCGUAAAGACCAAAAUGGUGGUUAUUUAUUAGAUUUAUUUCAGGAUAUACGUGUAAUGGAGAUCCGGAUAAUAUCCAUUGUAUCUUGUGUGAAAAUCUUGGCCGGCUCUAAUAGUACACGAACAUAUACAUAAAAUUUCCAAUAGUUGCAAAUUUUCGUCAUAUUCCCAGGAAGUGAAAAUGCACU